AUGGACAAACCUUCCACCUCUGCGGCAGCAGACGAUGAACGUCGGAAAUCUGUUCGUUUCCAAGCCAAAAAGGAGGAAAGUGAAGCCGAAAGUUCGUCGGAGAAUGAGGAAGGUUCUGGAGAAGAGUCCGACGAGGACUCGGAAGAAGAGAGCUCAUCCGACGAGAGUGUCGAACUUCCACCACCUUUGGCACCAAAUCGAAGCCGUCGAUUGAAUGCGGGCAAUCGGUAUUCGAAAGUCUUGGCUGAAGAAGGGCAUAAAGCGGAAGGCGAUGAGGUCUACGAAACUCUGUAUGGAGGUUUUAAGGAGGUAGGCCGUUUUUGGGCUCUUUAUUUUUGAUUUUUAGGUUGAAAACGACGAUAAUUUUGAAGCGGACUCGGAUGACGAGAGCGAUGAAGAAAAUAAGGAUUUGGAUGAGGAAGAAGAGCGUGGGGAAGAGGCGGAAACCGAGGAGCAUCAAGGAGACAACGAUGAGGAUCUAAUGGAGCCAAAGAAAAAGGUAUUUCCCUCUUUUGAGCUUUUAAUUUUGAUGUAUCGAUCACUUUACCUUGUAUAAUAUAAAUUUUGUAGAAGAAAAAGGUCGCAAUCCAAAAGAAACCUUCCUGGCUGAUGGCUCAGAUGUCCGAAGACUCCGUCCCGCUAAAUGCAUUGUCCACAGCGGAUCAAGCCCGCCGGCUGAAGGAGUGUAAAGCAAUUGCUGAGGAGAAUCGCCGAUCGCUCGAAGAAAUGUUGAAAAAGCAGCGAGAAGAGAAGGAAAAACAGAAGAUAAAACCUCGAGCGCGGUAUUUACAAGGUCCAAAAGAGUCUUACUACUCGGAUUCAAGCAAGACCUACCUUCUAAAACCUUCGAUAAAACAGUGGAAAGAGGCCCAAGUUUAUGAGCGGAAAUGCGUUGUAACUGGAAAACCCGCCAAGUAUCGUGAUCCACAGACUGGCCACUACUAUUAUGGACUAAAUGAGUUCAAAGAGAUCCGAAAUAAUCCGCAAAAAUAUCCGAUUUUGUAAGUUUUCCCCUUUUUUUGGGUCUUUGUGAUUUUAGGUAUGAAGUUUGGAUAUUUUUAGAAAGAAAACACCGACAGCAGGUAGCCAAGUGAUUGAUAAUCCACCAGCGACUAAGCAGCUUUCUUAUCCAAGCUCCUGGAAUCCCCCAGAGCUUGUUAAAGAGGGUGAAGAUCAGAUUUCGAUCGAAUCCGCGGCAGCCAACACCUUGAUCUGGAUGCAUUCGUAAGUUUUCCCCAUAAAAUGGAUUUUGAUUUGUUUUCUUCUGCUUUUAGGAAGUCUAACGACCAGUCAGCGUCUCCCCCAUCAACUAAAGAAUUGGAAAUGGUCCGGGCUCUCUUCGAUGAUCGACCAAAGAGGCUAGAACUAGCAAUAGAAGAGAAAAAACCAAGUCCAAUGAUUAUACCCCAACCAAGUCCGUCCGUUCGUCGCCCGGUGUACAUUUUGAAGCCGAGAGGAUUGGAUGGAAAUGACAUUUCUGCUCCACAAAGAAUCUCGCCCAGAGCAAUGAAACGGCCAAUUUUCAUAUCACCCUCGGGUCCUGAAGCUAAAAUACAGAAAUUGGGUUAA
Bursaphelenchus xylophilus (pine wood nematode) is the source of this 1569-nucleotide messenger RNA. NCBI's taxonomy places the organism in Eukaryota, Metazoa, Nematoda, Chromadorea, Rhabditida, Aphelenchoididae. The record is from the annotation of a GenBank genome assembly.